UAAACUUAAGAAAACAAAAACAAAAACAUUAUUGCUAUCUCGAGUAGGUAUCAAACCAUAGAUUUCGGCGGCGCGCCACCGCCGCGCCACAUGAUGUAACGGCUGCGCGUGGCCCGUGUAGAAGGGCACACGAAAUCGUUUCCAGUAAACCGCUGUACGGCGACUACUUGAAGUGGUCCCCUCGAACGCGGGACUUUCUCGGUAGGGGCAUCCGCCCGCGCGCCAGCCCUCGGCCGGGGCCCGGGCCUGACCUCAGUCAUCUGCCUCCGUGCUAUCUCGUGUUUCAAGGUCCAUUAACCGUGGAGCGCCGCCGCGCGCGAGUACACUGUCGUAAACUCGCCCCACGUUAUCGCACCAGGCGCACUAUUUGAACAUAACUUGAAGAACCAGAUCAUGACGACCAAUCUGUGGGUGGAGCAGUCCUGGUACGACUACAAGCUGCGCUGGGAGCCCAAGGAGUACGGCGGGGUGCAGAUGCUCCACGUGCCGUCCGAUCACAUCUGGAGGCCCGACAUCGUGCUGUACAACAAUGCGGACGGCAACUUUGAGGUGACCUUAGCCACCAAAGCAACAAUCUACCAUGAGGGCCUGGUGGAGUGGAAGCCCCCCGCCAUUUACAAGUCGUCUUGUGAAAUAGACGUAGAGUAUUUCCCUUUUGACGAACAGACGUGCGUUCUCAAGUUCGGUAGUUGGACGUACGAUGGCUUUAAGCGCGGACGGCAACUACGAGGUGACACUGAUGACAAAGGCAACCGUCUACUUCUCUGGGUUGGUGGUGUGGCAACCGCCGGCUGUAUACAAAUCUUCCUGUGCCAUCGAUGUCGAGUUCUUUCCCUACGACGUACAGACGUGGACCUGAGGCAUAUGGAUGAAAAGACUGGCUCAAAUGUUGUGGACGUUGGCGUCGACCUAUCCGAAUUUUAUAUGUCAGUCGAAUGGGAUAUUUUGGAAGUCCCCGCCGUAAGAAACGAAAAGUUUUACACUUGUUGUGAUGAACCAUACUUAGAUAUAACUUUCAAUAUUACGAUGAGGCGGAAGACGCUGUUCUACACGGUCAACAUCAUCAUCCCGUGCAUGGGCAUCUCCUUCCUCACCGUGCUCACGUUCUACCUCCCGUCGGACAGCGGGGAGAAGGUGACAUUAUCAAUUUCAAUUCUUAUCUCACUCCACGUGUUCUUCCUCCUGGUUGUUGAGAUCAUUCCCCCGACUUCCCUGGUCGUACCAUUACUAGGAAAAUACCUCAUUUUUGCUAUGAUCUUAGUAUCAAUAAGUAUAUGCGUGACCGUGGUGGUCCUCAACGUCCACUUCCGGUCACCGCAGACGCACAAAAUGGCCCCCUGGGUCAAAAGGGUGUUCAUCCACAUCCUGCCUCGGCUGCUGGUGAUGCGCAGGCCGCAGUACCAGUUCGAGGCAAACCGGUGGUUCACGCCGGCCACGGUGAUGCUGAGGUCGUUGCAGGACGACGACUCCUGCUACGGCCCGUUCCAGGCGGCACCCUGCCCGGACGAGAUGCAGAGGAUGCACGGCGCGCAGGCGCACCAGGCCCACCAGGGCACCAAGAGGGCGACGGUCCUCGCCGGCCUCGAGGGCCACGAGUCGUCGUCGGACACGUCGCAUCCGAGGACGCCGUCCAAGGAGGACCUCUCCCCACUCAGCCUCCUGGACGGCGGCCCCUUCGGCGGCUCGUGCCUCAUCCACGGCCCGGGGGCGAUCCGGGACCCGCCCGACGAGGAGAUGCGCGAGACGCUCUCGGACCGCGAGGACACGACGGGCUGCUGCUCGGCCGUGCGGACGUGCGGGGGCGGCACCCGGCCGUCCUCGCCGCCCGGCGGCCGCGGCGCCGCCCCCGGCCAGAUCCUGGUGCCGCUGCCGCCCCAGGGCCACCGCUUCUCUCACGCGCACUGCCCCCCGCAGGUGCACCGGUCGUGCUUCUGCGUCCGGUUCAUCGCCGAGCACACCAAGAUGCUCGAGGACUCGACCAAGGUCAAGGAGGACUGGAAGUACGUGGCCAUGGUGCUGGACAGGCUCUUCCUGUGGAUCUUCACGCUGGCGGUGCUCGUGGGCACGGCGGGGAUCAUCCUCCAGGCGCCGUCCCUCUACGACGACCGGAUGCCCAUCGACAAGCGCUUCGCCGACGUGGUGCGGAACGCGACGCCCGUCAGAUGCCCGCCGCCAAACUAGCCUUGUUGUUGCAUACACACACACUCAGAAAAAGUGUUGUUGUUGUUGUUUGUUGUUGUUGAUGAUAAUGAUUCUUUUGACGCGAAAAUUUUUCCCGCGCAGCGUUGAAAGCCAUGAACACUGCCAAAGAUAAUAAGCAGAGCACUGACAGACACACUCAGCUAUUGUUUUUAUGUGUUGUUGUUUUUUAAGAAAAGUAUUUCUCAUAGUGA
Messenger RNA from Frankliniella occidentalis (western flower thrips), 2393 nucleotides. RefSeq names its product acetylcholine receptor subunit alpha-like (gene nAChRalpha4). NCBI's taxonomy places the organism in Eukaryota, Metazoa, Arthropoda, Insecta, Thysanoptera, Thripidae. The transcript is spliced from 12 exons. Gene Ontology annotation, molecular function: acetylcholine-gated monoatomic cation-selective channel activity; transmembrane signaling receptor activity. Gene Ontology annotation, cellular component: neuron projection; synapse; postsynaptic membrane. Bases 394 to 2181 code for a protein of 595 amino acids. The record is from RefSeq and is a predicted model, not a curated record. Gene Ontology annotation, biological process: nervous system process; monoatomic ion transmembrane transport; chemical synaptic transmission.